Prosopis cineraria is the source of this 552-nucleotide messenger RNA. RefSeq lists its product as uncharacterized. NCBI's taxonomy places the organism in Eukaryota, Viridiplantae, Streptophyta, Magnoliopsida, Fabales, Fabaceae. The record is from RefSeq and is a predicted model, not a curated record. The transcript has 5 exons. Bases 1 to 525 code for a protein of 174 amino acids.
AUGAUCAAUUUGUCUAUUAACAUUGGCAUCGGCUCCGGUAGCUCUCUCGACCCUACACAAAAUCUUGCUAGCCCAUAUUAUCUACACCCUAAUGAGAACCCUGCUCUGGUUCUGGUCACUCCAGCCCUAAAUGGUUUGAAUUAUCAUUAUCAUACGGGUCAAGAGCUAUAUGGAUGGCUCUCAGUCCAAGAACAAGCUCCAGCUCUCUUUCCGUGGAAGACGAUUGCUGCCACUUCCACUCAUAUAAUUGAUCCUAACUCCUCAUCUUUUCCUUCCAAUUCCUUCCCUACUACCUCUGAUUCUUCUUCUACUUUAACUGCACCCACACGAACUUCCUCCAGGCCACAUAAAACUCCUACUUAUUUGCAGGAUUACUAUUGUUCAUCCUUUACUACUUCAGCUUCAUCAUUCUCUUCAGGGUACACUGAUUGCAAACCUACCUCCACCCUAAUGGAUAGGAAUGCUAAGCUGAGUUUAGAUACAGCACAUCGAGUUCUUCGAUACAUUAAAUCUGCACCAGCUUAGGGGAUGUUCUUCCCUUCUAAGUCUGAU